Molecule: messenger RNA, 8731 nt
Organism: Microcebus murinus (gray mouse lemur)
Lineage: Eukaryota; Metazoa; Chordata; Mammalia; Primates; Cheirogaleidae
Source: RefSeq, a predicted model, not a curated record
GGCGGCACCGGCGCUGCGCCCCGGCGUGCGCUCUGCCUGCGCGCUGCGCGCCCCGAGGAAACCCGCCCGGGGCUUGGGAAGCGCAGGGCUGGGGGCUGCGUGUGAGUCUCCCCGAGGGUCUUGGGACCAGAAAAACUCUCAUGAUUCUAUAAAUGUUGAUGGUUCAUUUUUCUCCAAGGCACUUCACAGAUUAGCUUUCAAGUUGGAGAUUUUUCAGGUCAUAAUAUGAAAAUGCUACUGAUUUUGUUCCUCAUAAUAGUUUGUUCCCAUGUUUCUGUGAAUAAAGAUCCUGGCCCUGAGUACGCAGAUGUGGUGUUUCUGGUGGACAGCUCUGAUCACCUGGGAACUAAGUCCUUCCCGUUUGUAAAAGCCUUCGUCACCAAAAUGAUCAACAGUCUCCCCAUAGAGGCCGGCAAAUACCGCGUGGCCCUGGCCCAGUACAGCGACCAACUCCACAGCGAAUUCCAGCUGAGCACCUUCAAGAGCAGGAACCCCAUGUUGAACCACCUCAAGAAGAAUUUCGGGUUCAUGGGCGGGUCCCUGAGGAUAGGACACGCUCUCCAGGAGGCUCACAGGACUUUCUUCUCUGCACCCACAAAUGGCAGGGACAAGAAGCAGUUUCCCCCGAUUUUGGUGGUCCUGGCUUCGGCCGAGUCUGAGGAUGACGUGGAAGAGGCUUCAAAGGCCCUGCGGAAAGACGGGGUGAAGAUCAUCUCUGUGGGGAUGCACAAGGCCUCCGAGGAAAACCUGAAGUCCAUGGCCACGUCCCAGUUUCAUUUCAACCUUCGGACCGUCAGAGACCUCAGCACGUUUUCCCAGAACAUGACGCAGAUCAUCAAGGAUGUGACAAAGUACGAGGAAGCAGGAGUUGAUGAUGCCAUUGUAGAAGUUUGCCAAGGCCCUUCUGUGGCCGAUGUCGCGUUCCUGUUCGAUAUGUCUGCCAAUGGAAGCCAGGAGAACUUUGACUACCUUAAAGAAUUCCUGGAAGAAAGUGUCUCUGCCCUCGACAUAAAGGAAAAUUGCAUGAGGGUGGGCCUCGUGGCCUAUAGCAACGAGACGAAGGUGAUAAAUUCACUGAGCGGGGGUGUAAAUAAGUCGGAGGUUCUCCAGAACAUACAGAACCUCUCUCCCCAGGCCGGGAAGGCCUACACCGGAGCUGCCAUCAGAAAGAUCAAGAAGGAAGUCUUCAGAGCGCAGAAUGGCAGCCGGAAGAAUCAAGGGGUGCCUCAGAUUGCAGUGCUGGUGACCCACAGACCUUCGGAAGACAACGUGACGAAGGCAGCCCUUAACCUCCGGCGCGAGGGCGUGACCAUCUUCACCUUGGGCAUCGAGGGCGCUAGUGACGCCCAGCUGGAAAAGAUAGCAUCCCACCCGGCUGAGCAGUAUGUCUCCAAACUGAAGACCUUCUCUGACCUGGCUGCUCACAACCAGACCUUUCUGAAGAAGCUGCGGAACCAAAUAACACACACGGUCUCUGUCUUUUCAGAACGGACGGAAGCACUCAAAUCUGGUUGUGUGGACACUGAGGAAGCCGACAUCUACCUGCUCAUUGAUGGCUCAGGCACCACCCAGCCCACAGAUUUCCAAGAAAUGAAGACCUUCCUGUCCGAGGUGGUAGGCAUGUUCAACAUUGGUCCCCACAAGGUGAGGGUCGGGGCCGUUCAGUACGCCGACAGCUGGGACUUGGAAUUUGAGAUCAAUAAAUACUCAAACAAGCAUGAUUUGGGAAGGGCCAUUGAGAACAUCAGGCAGAUGGGGGGGAAUACCAACACGGGUGCAGCGCUGAAUUUCACACUGAGCCUCUUGCAAAAAGCUAAGAAGCAGCGAAAGACCAAAGUGCCACGUCACCUUGUCGUGCUGACGAACGGCAUGUCUGAGGAUAGCGUCUUGGAGCCUGCGGACAGACUGAGAGAAGAGCACAUCCGUGUCUACGCCAUCGGCAUCAGGGAGGCUAACCAAACACAGCUGAGAGAAAUCGCAGGCGAGGAAAAAAGAGUGUACUAUGUGCAUGACUUCGAUGCUUUGAAAGACAUAAGAAACCAAGUCGUUCAAGAAAUCUGUGCUGAGGAAGCCUGCAAAGAGAUGAAAGCUGACAUCAUGUUCCUGGUGGACAGUUCUGGCAGUAUAGGACUUGAAAACUUCAGUAAAAUGAAAACAUUUAUGAAAAACCUGGUGAGCAAAUCUCAGAUUGGGGCAGAUCGGGUACAAAUUGGUGUAGUCCAAUUCAGCGACAUCAACAAGGAGGAGUUUCAGCUCAACAAAUUCACAACUGAAAGUGACAUUUCAGAUGCAAUAGACCGAAUGGCUCACAUUGGAGAAACCACCUUGACCGGUAGUGCCCUGACCUUUGUGUCUCAGUACUUCAGCCCCAGCAAGGGGGCCCGGCCCAAUGUCAGGAAGUUUCUCAUCCUCAUCACGGAUGGUGAAGCUCAGGACAUAGUAAAGGACCCAGCGGUAGCUCUUCGGCAAGAAGGCAUAAUUAUCUACUCUGUGGGAGUGUUUGGCUCCAAUGUCACUCAGCUUGAGGAGAUCAGCGGGAGGCCUGAGAUGGUUUUUUACGUUGAGAAUUUUGACAUUCUGCAGCACAUUGAAGAUGAUCUCGUUUUUGGAAUAUGCAGUCCCCGUGAAGAAUGCAAGCGGAUUGAAGUUUUGGAUGUCGUGUUUGUGAUCGACAGCUCUGGCAGCAUUGACUACGAUGAGUAUAAUAUCAUGAAGGACUUUAUGACUGGCUUAGUGAAAAAAGCCGAUGUUGGCAAGAAUCAGGUCCGGUUUGGGGCUCUGAAGUAUGCCGAUGACCCAGAGGUGCUGUUUUAUCUGGACGACUUUGACACAAAAUGGGAGGUGAUUUCAGUGCUCCAGAAGGACCAGCCCAUGGGGGGCAACACUUACACUGCUGAGGCGCUAGCCUUCUCAGACCACAUGUUCACCGAAGCCCGGGGCAGCCGCCUGCACAAGGGGGUCCCCCAAGUCCUCAUCGUGAUCACUGAUGGGGAAUCUCAUGAUGCCAAUAAGCUCAAUGCCACAGCAAAGGCCUUGCGGGACAAAGGCAUUCUUGUCCUGGCCGUGGGGAUUGCUGGCGCCAAUCCCGUGGAGCUGUUAGCCAUGGCAGGGUCAAGUGACAAGUACUUCUUCGUGGAGACUUUUGGAGGCCUGAAGGGGAUAUUCUCAGAUGUGUCAGCCAGUGUCUGUAACUCUUCAAAAGUAGAUUGUGAAAUUGAUAAAGUAGAUCUUGUUUUCCUCAUGGAUGGUUCAAAUAGCAUUCAUCCAAAUGACUUCAAGAAGAUGAAGGAAUUUUUAGCAUCUAUCGUUCAAGACUUUGAUGUCAGCCUCAACAGAGUGCGUAUAGGAGCAGCCCAGUUUAGCCAUAUCUAUCAGCCGGAGUUUCCGCUGGGAACUUUCACAGGCGAAAAGGAGAUAUCACUUCAGAUUGAAAACAUCCAGCAGAUCUUUGGAUAUACACAUAUCGGCGCAGCACUCCAGCAGGUGGGACAUUACUUCCAGCCAGACAAGGGCAGCAGGAUAAACACAGGUACCCCCCAGGUGUUGCUGGUCCUUACUGAUGGCCAGUCCCAAGACGAGGUGGCCCAGGCUGCCGAAGCCCUGAGACACAAAGGCAUCGACAUCUAUUCCGUGGGCAUCGGGAAUGUGGACGACCAGCAGCUCAUUCAGAUCACCGGGACUGCGGAUAAAAAACUGACAGUUGAUAACUUUGAUGAACUGAAAAAGGUCAAAAAAAGGAUUGUUCGCCACAUCUGUACCUCGGGGGGCGAGAGCAAUUGCUUUGUGGAUGUUGUGGUGGGAUUUGAUGUCUCAACUCAGCAGAAAGGGCAGGUGUUGCUCGAAGGCCAGUCUUGGAUGGGAGCCUACCUUCAAGAAAUCUUACGUGCCAUCAGCUCCCUCAAUGGGGUGAGCUGUGAGGUGGGCACAGAGACUCAGGUCAGUGUGGCUUUUCAAGUGACAAAUGCCAUGGAAAAGUAUUCUCCCAAGUUUGAGAUCUACAGUGAAAACAUACUGAGCAGCUUGAAAGGUGUAACAGUUAAAGGACCAUCUCUUCUCAAUGCAAACCUCUUGAGUUCUCUAUGGGAUACAUUUCAGAAUAAAUCGGCUGCUCGAGGAAAGGUGGUCCUUUUAUUUUCAGAUGGAUUGGACGAUGACAUUGAAAAACUUGAACAAAAAUCUGAUGAACUUAGAAAGAAAGGCCUGAAUGCCCUCAUCACUGUUGCUCUGGACGGAUCUGUCGACCCCAGUGACUCCAGUGAUCUUCUCUACAUUGAAUUUGGGAAAGGAUUUGAGUACAGGACACAGCUUACUAUCGGCAUGAGGGAUCUUGGGAGCCGGCUGUCAAAGCAGCUGGUCAAUGUUGCUGAAAGGACAUGCUGCUGUUUGUUCUGCAAGUGCAUUGGAGGAGAUGGCUCAAUCGGAGAUUCUGGACCACCAGGGAAAAAGGGAUCCCCAGGUUUUAAAGGCAGCGAAGGUUACCUGGGAGAGGAGGGCAUUGCUGGAGACAGAGGAGCCCCUGGACCCGUGGGAGAGCAAGGUACUAAGGGAUGCCGUGGAGCCAAAGGUCCUAAGGGAAGCAGGGGACUAAGUGGACAGGAGGGAGAAGUUGGGGAAAUUGGAAUUGAUGGAUUAAAUGGAGAACAGGGUGACAUUGGUUUUCCUGGAAGAAAAGGAGAAAAGGGUGAUGAGGGAUCCCAGGGAAGCCCAGGAAAGAGAGGGACUCCUGGUGACCGUGGAGCAAAGGGCCUGCAAGGAGAUCCUGGAGUCCCCGGAUUUGAUAAUAGCAUAGAAGGACCCAAGGGCUUGAAGGGAGAACGUGGAAGACAAGGUAGAAGAGGCUGGCCAGGCCCUCCCGGAACACCAGGCUCCAGAAGAAAGACAGCUGCUCAUGGCCAAAGGGGACAAACAGGUCCACAGGGAAACACAGGCAUUCCAGGCCCAGAUGGACUUGAAGGCUCACUGGGACUUAAGGGCCCUCAGGGCCCAAGAGGAGAGGCUGGUGUGAAAGGAGAAAAAGGAGCCCUAGGAAGUAAAGGCCCCCAGGGGCCCCCAGGACCCGGAGGAGAAGCAGGGAAUCAAGGCCAUUUGGGAAUCCAAGGAAAUAAAGGAGAACCUGGAGAUCUGGGAGAAAAAGGAGCUAUUGGCUUUGCUGGUCCUCGAGGCUUGCCGGGUAAUGAUGGCAGUCCAGGCUAUGGUACAGUUGGAAGUAAGGGAGCAAAAGGGCAAGAAGGAUUCCCUGGAGAAAGUGGACCUAAGGGUGAGAUUGGGGACCCUGGUGACCCAGGAGAGACUGGACCCAAGGGAGCUAGAGGCAAAAUGGUGUCUGCUGGGCUUCCAGGAGAGCAAGGAUCCCCUGGGGAGCCAGGACCUCCUGGACGCAAGGGUGUGAAAGGUGCCAGAGGAUCGGCCUCAUUUUCUACAUGUGAGCUUAUUCAGUAUGUGCGAGAUCACAGUCCUGGUGGACACGGAAAACCCGAAUGCCCGGUGCAUCCGACCGAGUUGGUGUUCGCGCUAGACCAGUCCCGGGACGUCACGGAGGAGGCAUUCGCGCGGAUGAAGGGGAUGAUGGCCUCGCUGCUGAGGGGCGUCAGAGUCCGGGAGAGCAGCUGCCCGGUGGGGGCGCGCGUGGCCGUCCUCUCCUACGACGCCCAGGCCAGGCACCUGGUCCGCUUCUCGGACGCCUACGGCAAGGGCCGGCUCCUGCGGGAGAUCGACGCGAUCCCGUACGAGAGGUCCUCGGCCGGCCGCGAGAUCGGCAAAGCCAUGAGGUUUAUUUCCAGGAACGUCUUCAAGCGGACGCUCCCGGGGCCGCGCGCGAGGAGGGUCGCCACCUUCUUCAGCGGCGGCCAGUCCCCCGACGCGCAGGCCGUGGCCGCGGCCGCCAUGGAGUUCAGCGCGCUGGACAUCGUGCCCGUGGUGGUGGCCUUCGGCAGCGCGCCCGCCGUCCGGCGCGCCUUCGCGAUUGACGACACUGGCACGUUUCAAGUAAUAGUGGUUCCCUCUGGGCCCGAGGCCGACUACACACCAGCGUUAGAGAGACUCCAGCGGUGCACUUUCUGCUACGAUAUAUGCAAGCCGGAUGCUUCUUGUGAUCAAGCCAGGCCACCCCCUGUGCUGUCUUACAUGGAUGCUGCUUUCAUUCUGGAUGGCUCCCGGAAUGUAGGAAGUGCUGACUUUGAAGACAUAAGAGGCUUCCUGGGAGCACUGUUAGAUAAUUUUGAAAUCACCCCAGAGCCUGAAACCUCUGUCACUGGAGACCGGGUGGCCCUAUUGAGCCAUGCUCCCCCCAACUUCCUACCCAACACUCAGAAGAGUCCUGUCAGAGCAGAGUUCAACCUUACUACCUACCGCAGUAAGCGCCUCAUGAAGAGGCACGUAGAAGAAUCGGUUCAGCAACUAAAUGGAGAUGCUUUUGUUGGCCAUGCCUUACAGUGGACUCUGGACAAUAUCUUUUUAAGUGCACCCAAUCUGAGAAGUAACAAAGUCAUAUUUGUGAUAUCUGCUGGGGAAACCAGUCACUUGGAUGAGGAAACUUUAAAGAAAGAAUCUUUGAGGGCUAAAUGUCAGGGAUAUGCCCUAUUUGUGUUUUCCCUUGGCCCUACUUGGAAUGAUAAGGAACUGGAAGAUCUGGCCAGCCACCCUUUGGAUCACCACUUGGUCCAGCUUGGCCGAAUUCAUAAACCUGACCACAGAUAUGGUGUGAAGUUUAUGAAGUCUUUUAUAAACUCAGUCAGGCGUGCAAUCAACAAGUACCCACCAAUACACUUCAAAACAAAGUGCAACAGACUCAGCUCUACAGAUCCAAGGCAGCCUCCGCGACAGUCUCGAAGCUUUGUUCCUGGAUCACAUAAAGCUGCCCUCAAAGAAGAUACGUUACGGGAGGCAAAAUUCUUUCAAGAUAAAAAGUAUCUUUCAAGAAUAGCAAGAAGUGGCAGAGAUGCUAUUCAAAAUUUUACCAGAAACACAUCCCAUACUUUUAAAAAUGGAAAAAAGGUAAUAACUCCCAAACAACAUGGUAAAGGAAGUGCUGGAACAAUUUCGCCUUAAGAAGCAUGGUAAGACUCUGGACUUAACUAAAUCUGCCACCAGAACUUAAGCCACAGGUUGUAGAUUAUCAGGUGACUUGAAUCCCUUGCACUCAUUGAUACCAAGAUAUAUCUUGUCCAUUUAUUUGACCAUACCUGACAAUUCCAGCACUCUGAGACUGAUAUGCCCAAGAACUGUUAUUAGAUGAUGGAAGAAUGAAAGAAAUGUUUUGAAAAAUCUAAUGGAGAUAUAAUUUGAAGGUAAAUUUUAUAUAGUAUAUGCAUGUGUAUACAUGGGCCAGUGCUAAUUCUUUUGAUUGUCCAGUCUAUUUUCUGUAAACUAAGCCUUCUUUCUUAAUUUAGAAAUGUUUAAUGAUCAUCCAUUUAACCAAAGGUAUUUUUAAGUGUUUGGGGCUACUCCAGAAUUUAACUUAGAAAUUGAUGCUGUUUGUAUGUCAUAUUUUUUAAAAUUUGACCUUCCAUGACUAGUCCACAUAAACACAUCAUUGUUUCCGUGUGGACUGACUAGUCCUCAGAUGGGCUUGUGCUAGGUUUCCCCCACCUUCUGCAGUUGUUUGCUAGGGCUGGUGAGAAGCAAAGGGUAACUUUCUCCAGCUUCAAAUCCUUCUAAAUUCACUGAGAAGCUCAGUAACUCCCCCAGAACAUAAAUUAUUGCUUUUGAGCCUGAAGUGUUCUUUUCAUUAUGAAGCAUCCUGGCUGGCCAUUUUGAUGGGACUUCUAGUCUUUCUUUCCUGUUGUGGUCAUUUAUUAAUUUUCACUAAUCCAUAUAUUCUUUAGACAGAGAGUAAAGACACAACUUGUCAUGGGUGAAGCUCUGAGUUACUUUUACUCGUCAGGUAGCUAUUUAGUCAAUAGUGAACAGCACCACAACAGGAUUGGUGGAGCUCUAAAAUGAGCCUUAAAUGCAAACUGAGUUUAGAAACAGUAAGAAAAUCCAUGUGGGGUUGCAGAGGUGCAAGAGAGAUCAGAGUAACUUAAAGUAGGAAAAGUUUUGGAAGUGCCCAGCUCUGGUAGCAUUCUGUGAUGGCUCUGUUUCCUCAUUCCCAUCCAGUUUUUCUUUUAUGAUGGGAUUGGUAUUUUCAACAACUAAAUACCCAAAGUAGCAUUCUUUAAUUUAAAUACCAUGUUCAGACCUUACCUCAGUCUAAGGCUGGCUCCAGAGUUGGUAGCAGUGGCCCCAGUACACAUAAUAUCCCUCUCUUCAGGAAGGGAAGGAAGGUCUGCUUGGAGGUGUGGGGCAGAUGGUUACUGACACCAAAGACAGUAGGGUAUGUUCAGAUUUUUUCUAUACCUCUUUUCAUAAAACCUGGAAAGAAGAGCCAUCUGCAGUAUUUUUCUAAAACCACUUCUGCCAUCCUUACUCAGGCAACUCCAUAGAAAUAGCUCCUAAUGUCUUUAAAGGAGGAAGCAGUCCAAGGAGUUAAAUUUCGUAUUCAUACUCAGGUAAUAGAGAAGAAUAAAACACAUUAGGUUUCUUCAUCUAUCCUAAGUGGUGCUUUAGGGGUUCAGGAAAAACGUUUCAAGUACAAGAAAUUGAUAAGCAAUAUUAAUAAUAUUUUUUUAUUUCAGCAUAUUAUGGGGGUACAAAUGUUUAGGUUACGUGUGUUGUCCCCCCUCCACUCCCCCGGAAUUGGAACUUCAAGCAUGUCCAUCCCCCAGAUGGUGCGCAUCGCACUCAUUAUGUA